CUGUGGUCAAAAAAAUCUUUUAUGAAAUAGACAAACAAAUUUAAGAAAGUUUCCAAAGAAUUUGAAUAUAGGCUAUACAUAAUUUGCUAAUUUCGUGUUUAGUUUCACCAAAACCUUUAAAAUAUACAUUGUGUAUAAUUUAAUUAGAAAUAAUAGUUUGAAAUUUAUUAGGCGCAAUUGAUUUUUAUUUUAGUCAAUACCUGUCAUUUAGGUAUCAUUAAUCCUUCUGACAGCCACACUAUGGGAUUAUUGUCUAUAUUAAGGAAAUUGAAAUCGUCACCUGACAAGGAGCUUAGGAUUCUCCUCCUUGGAUUGGACAAUGCUGGAAAAACCACGCUCCUCAAGAAACUCGCCUCAGAAGAUGUCACACACAUAACGCCAACACAGGGUUUCAACAUCAAGUCAGUGCAGUGUGAUGGAUUCAAACUCAAUGUAUGGGACAUUGGAGGUCAACGCAAAAUUAGACCUUACUGGAGAAACUAUUUUGAGAAUACUGAUGUGCUGAUAUAUGUAAUAGACAGUGCGGACCGCAAGCGUCUUGAUGAGACCGGCUAUGAACUGUCAGAACUGCUGAUGGAUGAGAAGCUGCUGGGAGUGCCGGUGCUUGUGUAUGCCAACAAACAGGACCUGUUGCAUGCGGCAUCAGCUGCCGAUAUUGCCCAGGCCCUGGCUCUCCACAUGAUCAAGGACAGACCAUGGCAGAUACAGGCCUGCAGUGCAACGGCAGGCGAGGGUAUCAAGGAAGGUAUGGAGUGGGUGAGCAAAAAUGUUGGCAAGAAGAAGUAAACUGUCUUGGAUCACCUCAAGUGCCUACGCACUAUUGAGAAGUGCCUAUGCACAGGUGCCUACAAGAAAGAGAAGUGCCUUCUCUCUGAUUCUGAGAAAAAAUUUAUAGACUUAAAGAAAUAUUUCAGUUGUUAUAGAACUGUAACACUUUACCAAAGUCCAUCUCAUCGUUCUAGUCAGCUUAGAUAAUGAUGUGUUGUUGUAGUAUUUUAUUGUAUAGUUUUAAUGCUGUCAAAUAUGUUAUAUUGUAUUUGACAAUAAAUACACUCAAAUUUAUUUAUGAUAAUGCAAUGUAAGUGGAGACAACUAUAUUAUUAGUUAACACAACAUACAAAUUAGAAGUAUACUGUAGUAGCUUGAAUAGUAUAUAUUUCAAAGCACAUAACUUAUUAAGGUUUUUAUUGUUUUAUAUAUUUACAUGUAAUAUUUUAACUUAUAUAACAUUUACUUGAAUUACAGUAUUCUCCUGUUGA
Messenger RNA from Homalodisca vitripennis (glassy-winged sharpshooter), 1259 nucleotides. Its product is annotated as ADP-ribosylation factor-like protein 3. Gene Ontology annotation, biological process: cilium assembly. Lineage: Eukaryota; Metazoa; Arthropoda; Insecta; Hemiptera; Cicadellidae. Bases 241 to 786 code for a protein of 181 amino acids. The record is from RefSeq and is a predicted model, not a curated record. The transcript has 4 exons. Gene Ontology annotation, molecular function: GTP binding; GTPase activity. Gene Ontology annotation, cellular component: cytoplasm; microtubule cytoskeleton.